Tinamus guttatus (white-throated tinamou) is the source of this 1422-nucleotide messenger RNA. RefSeq names its product nyctalopin (gene NYX). Gene Ontology annotation, cellular component: plasma membrane. The record is from RefSeq and is a predicted model, not a curated record. Lineage: Eukaryota; Metazoa; Chordata; Aves; Tinamiformes; Tinamidae. Gene Ontology annotation, molecular function: protein binding.
AUGUUCGCGAUCAUUUUAAAUGUUCUCCUCUGCGUGCCCCACGUCCGCGCCGUGUGGGCCUGCGCGCGAUCCUGCCCGGCCGGCUGCGUGUGCACGCAGGAGCGGCGCUGCUCCGUGCUCUGCGACCGCGCCGGCCUCGCGCAGGUGCCCGGCGACUUCCCCUGCGAGGCCUCCUCCAUCAACUUGGAUAAAAACAACAUUAAGUUCCUCUCGGAGCGGGCCUUCGGGACCUUGCCGUCCCUCAGGUCCCUGUCGCUCAACCACAACAACAUCUCCUUCAUCACGCCGGGGGCGUUCAAGGGGCUGCCCAGCCUGACCGAGCUGAAGAUGGCCCACAACGAGUACAUUCGCUACCUGCACAUGCGGACCUUCACUGCCCUCCGACGGCUCGUCAAGCUCGACCUGGCCGACUGCAACCUUUUCAAUAUCCCCGACAGGAUUUUCAUUGAGCUCUCGGCUCUGCAGGAGCUUUUCUGUUUCCAGAACAAUUUCCGAAGGAUCCCAGGUGCCAUCAGGGGCAUGGAGAACCUGACCCAUGUUUACUUGGAGAGAAACAGGAUCGAAGCUGUAGCCUAUAAUUCUCUGCAGGGGCUGACCAAGCUGAAAUACCUGAAUCUGCAGGACAACAGGAUAAACGUCAUUCACGAGCGAGCAUUUCAGGGCUGCCAGAAGAUGGAGUAUCUGUACCUGAAUGACAACUUGCUCGGGGAGCUGCCAGAAAACUCCUUUGAUGGCCUGAGGUGCCUGAAAAUGCUCAACCUGGGGGGGAACUUCCUCAGGAACAUUUCCAACACUUGGUUCCGGGAUCUGGUGGAGCUGGAGGUCCUCUACCUGGACCGGAACAGGAUCAGCUACAUCGAGGAAGGGGCUUUUGAAAACCUCACCAGCUUGGUUGUCUUGCACUUGAACAGCAACAACCUGACGACCCUGCCCUUCUCCGUCUUCCAGCCCGUCUACUUCCUGGGGCGGCUGUACCUCUUCCGCAACCCCUGGGAGUGCGACUGCCGCAUCGAGUGGCUGAAGGAGUGGAUGGAGAGCUACAGGCUGGUCCGGGACAUCCCCUGUGCCUCCCCGUCCUCAGUAGCAGGGAUGGAUCUGAUGGACGUGCUCUACGACAGGUCGCCAGAAGGUUUCUGUCUUGACCCCGUGGAGCUAAACGUCACGUCCUACAGCCCGACGCCAAGCGGAGAGCCCUUCUCUACCACAGAGAGCAAGUUCAACAGCCUUAUCUCGAAACUCCUGCUCCAGAGGGGCCUUUCCGAAGAUGUGGCAAACACCACGGAGGUGUUCAGCAACACCACGCUGCCAGAUGGACUAACCGACGGGGUUUCUUCUGGUGCGGGGGAACACCGCAUCCAAGCUGUCACCUCUUUGCACCUCACCGUGAUUAUUUUUACAGGGGUUAUUUUGCAGAGUAAAUAG